Messenger RNA from Schizophyllum commune H4-8, 382 nucleotides. RefSeq lists its product as uncharacterized. The record is from RefSeq and is a predicted model, not a curated record. The coding region runs from base 46 to 285 and encodes 79 amino acids. The transcript has a single exon. NCBI's taxonomy places the organism in Eukaryota, Fungi, Basidiomycota, Agaricomycetes, Agaricales, Schizophyllaceae.
CUGACGGCGAGAUGGCAUCCCCUGCACCCUGACUAGAAUCGAUACAUGCGACUGCCGACCCUGUCGGUCACGGGUGCAUCUCCCCCGACCUUCGCGCUCAUCUCGCCCGCUCAGCGUGUUCAAUUGCGAUCCCGGGACUCGAGGAACCAGCGCAACCCAACUUCUCCGAAUCACCUCGCAGCCCAGCCACCGCAACGAUGUGUCCUGAUCCAUCCGAUAACUGCCGCGCGGCGUCCCUUCUACUGCCGUUGUUUUCCGACCGCUGGGCUCCGUGUUGCGGACUAGACGCUCGAUGCGGCCGGCGGCACGUUCUUUGUACGCAGGGCUCUCUUUGUGCCAUGAAAAAUCCAGGGAUUAUCACGAUCAGCGGAGACGGAGGGUG